AUGAUUGGUGUCGUGGUUGUUGCACAAUUGUUUUCUUCUGUUUAUUUCAGUGCUUGGUCAAACAGAUCAUAUUUCAGACCAUUGAUCUUUAGCAACAUUGUUCCUUUCAUGGGUAAUGUCAUGCUUGGUUCAGCUAGAGCUGUGAACAGAAGGUUUCCUAUGGCAUUCACCACCACAAUGUUGUCACGUGGUAUGCUUGGAAUUGUUGGGUUCACAAAAAAAGAUCUAGGAAAUGCGAAAACAACUAUCUAUUGGGUGACUGGUUACGAAAGAUAUGCUUCAAGUGGUCAUCAUUUAUGUUCAGGUGUUGGUUUAGAUAAGCCAAACGGAUGGGGAUUUGAUACUACACAGGUUGAUAAUAUUCUCAAAAAUUUGAAAGUGAGGAUGAUGAAGAAGAAACAGGCUUACCAAAGGACAAUAGUGAAAAAACUACACGUCCCCAAGGAAGGUCAUUUUCUUGCUCAAAAAAAAAUUUAA
Messenger RNA from Lactuca saligna, 477 nucleotides. Lineage: Eukaryota; Viridiplantae; Streptophyta; Magnoliopsida; Asterales; Asteraceae. The record is from the annotation of a GenBank genome assembly.